GCACCAUGACCACGCCCACCUCGCAUUUCCAUUCCCAGCCGCUGCUGCUGCGAGUGAGUCAUCCUUGCCGCCGCGGCUGAAGGGGGUUGCCGCCGCAAGUGCGGCAACGUCGACAUCCCCUUCCCGUUCGGCAUCGGCAUGGGCCCCGGCUGCUUCCGCGAUGGCUUCGAGGUCCUCUGCAACCAAUCCUACGAUCCCCCUCGCCCCUUCCUUGCUGACAGCAGAAUAAGCAACUACGUGGCCGACUCGUUUCCGCUGCUGGAGCUGCUGAGCAUAUCAGUUGCCACCGGCGAGGCACGAGUGUACGCCUCGGUCUCGUACCGCUGCAGCACAAAUGACACCACGGCCUACUCCACGGAACAAGGUAUCAAGUUCUACGGCACCCCGUUCGCCGUGUCGGCGACCCGUAAUGUUCUCAUCGGUGUCGGCUUGAGAGUCGACCCUGAACUGAGUUACGCGCCGCGGGGCAUAGUUGGAGACUUUCCUAGGUUGUCUUGUGGUGCUCGAGAUUACAUCGGCAGCCUGACCGCGACGAACGACUCGUGCACGGGGCGGGGCUGCUGCGAGGCCACCUUCCCGCCCGGCGAGGUCGGCCCCGGCAAAUACUUCAUAUUGCGUGUCGGCCCCAAGGACCCCAACAGAUGGUGGAGAACCCACCCGUGCAUCUAUGGCAUGCUGGUGGAGAAGUCAGGGUACAACUUCUCCACCCCCGACAUGGAGGGUGACAAGACGCUACCCAAAAGGUUCCCUCGGGGCGUCCCCCUCGCGCUCGACUUCGCCGCCGGCAACACUUCGUGUCCGGCCCAAGGAGAGCCAGACUACGCCUGCGUCAGCGGCAACAGCUCCUGUGCCAAUGCAACAUAUACAGAUACUACUCCUGGCUAUUUCUGCAAGUGCUGGGAGGGUUACGCUGGCAACCCGUACGUCACUCACGGAUGCCAAGACAUUGAUGAGUGCAAGCUCCCCCAAGUGUAUAACUGCAUAAGUGGGAUAUGCAAAAACGAGCUGGGAGGCUAUGACUGUCCAUGCAAAUUUGGAAUGGAAGGCGACGGCAAAGCGGGAACCUGCACAGAUGUAUUCCCUUUAGCUGCAAAGGUGACUGUGGGUGCAAUAGGUGGUAUUCUUCUCAUGGCGGUUCUAUCGUUCCUUGUUAUUCUUCACAAAGAGAAAAAGAAGAUGGAAGAAUUCUAUAGAAAGAAUGGUGGUCCUAUAUUAGAGCAGGCAAAUACCAUUAAACUUUUCAAAAAGUGGGACCUAAAGCCAAUUUUAAAGAAUAGCAACUUAAUUGGAAAAGGUUGCUUUGGUGAAGUUUACAAGGGCCUUCUUGACAAUAAACAAGUUGCAAUAAAGAAGCCCAUCAAUGGUAGCAUGCAAGAGAAUGACCAGUUUACAAAUGAAGUCAUCAUCCAAUCUCAAGUCAUCCACAAGAACAUUGUUAGGCUCAUUGGUUGUUGCCUUGAAGUUGAUGCCCCCAUGCUGGUCUAUGAGUUCAUCUCCCAAGGUAGUCUCCAUGACAUUCUUCACGACAACAAUAACAAGGUGGCUCUCAACUUGGAUGCACGUUUAAGUAUCGCUGCACAAUCAGCGGAUGGUCUAGCUUAUAUGCACUCCCAAGCAAACACUAGAAUUCUACACGGUGAUGUCAAACCAGCAAAUAUACUCUUGGAUGAUAACUUUGCACCCAAGAUUUCAGACUUCGGCAUAUCUAGGUUGCUUGCGAGGGACAAGGAACACACUGAAUCAGUCAUCGGCGACAUGAAUUAUAUGGAUCCUGUAUAUCUACAAGAAGGCAUACUCACCGAGAAAAGUGAUGUCUAUAGUUUUGGAAUUGUGAUCUUGGAGCUUAUUAGCAGCAGGAGGGCCAUACAUUCUGAGAAUAAUGGCUUGGUAAAGAGCUUUCUUCAAGCCCAUGAGAAACACAAGAAAGCAACCGAGUUUUUUGAUAAGGAAAUUGCAAUCACAGAAGAUUUAGAGCUUCUUGAUAAUCUAGCAGGUAUGGCCAUGGAAUGCCUUCGUCCUGAUGUAGAUCAAAGACCAACGAUGAUGGAGGUAGCUGAGCGGCUACACAAACUGAGUCGGUCUCGUAAGGUGCAAGAUGUUUGUCACUAAGUUAUUUUUUGACAAAACGCUUAAAACAGGAGCAGUGGAGCCUUCCUUUGGUUCCGACGAAAUGUUGUAACUGUGUUUGUAUGGUGGCCGAAUGCUCGUAGGCUGCAUUUGCAAUUGUGUUUCUUAGGUUUUGUAACCAUGUGUCAAAGCACUAUAUUUUUACCCAAUAUGUAACCCUGUGAAAAUGUUGGCUCCAAACAACAUUUUAUUAGUAAAUAGAGAGCAAGAAACAAAUCCAAACUUUGCACAUUGGUCUUCUUUACAAACUUGUGCUCCAGCGUUGUUGUUCUAUCGUACUCUAGGCCUCCAGUUAUAUAGUACUCCCUUCAUUUCAUAAUGUAGUGCAUAUAGAUUAUUUUUAAAGUCAAACCUCACAAACUUUGACCAAGUACGUAGAGAAAAACAUUUCCUUCUAGAAUGCCAUACAUAUAUCAUUAAAUUCAUCAUAAGAUGUAGUUUCAUAUUUAUGUAUUUUGAUAUUGCAGAUAUAAAUAGUUUUCUCUAUAAACUUGGUCAAAGUUUGCGCAGUUUGACUUUUUAAAAAAAUCUAUGCACACUACAUUGUGGAACGGAGGGAGUAGUAGAUAUUAAACGCGCAGUCGACACGGUCAGUCCCGUGUAAUCAAGAGAUGCUUUCUUUGUAUGUUUGCG
Messenger RNA from Aegilops tauschii subsp. strangulata, 2760 nucleotides. NCBI's taxonomy places the organism in Eukaryota, Viridiplantae, Streptophyta, Magnoliopsida, Poales, Poaceae. The record is from RefSeq and is a predicted model, not a curated record.